This is a messenger RNA of Ruditapes philippinarum (Manila clam), 2877 nucleotides long. RefSeq lists its product as uncharacterized. The coding region runs from base 246 to 1976 and encodes 576 amino acids. The transcript has a single exon. The record is from RefSeq and is a predicted model, not a curated record. Gene Ontology annotation, molecular function: zinc ion binding. NCBI's taxonomy places the organism in Eukaryota, Metazoa, Mollusca, Bivalvia, Venerida, Veneridae.
UUGUAGAAACGAAAUGUAGACAUUGGACAGUCGGAACAAUAUAUUAUGGCUGACGUGAACAUUUUAUUUAGUUACAUCAUCUUAAAACCCUGACUUGUUUCAUCGAAAUAUCUUAGUUUGAGAAGUUGUUGAAUAUUGAUCUGGAGAUGUAAAUAUAUGUACAUGUAUGUAUGUAUGUAUGUAUGUAUGUAUGUAUGUAUGUAUGUAUGUAAUAUCUAAAAGCGUCCAUAUAAUCGUUUCACAAAAUGGCGGAUAGUGGAAGUAGAAUAGGAGAGGAUGAUGAAGUUCCUGGUCGUGUGAAGGAAAACUUGUGUCAACCAUGUUUAAGUAAGGAUAAGAAAACUGUUGCUGACAAGUUUUGUUCAACUUGUAAUGAAUUCCAAUGUAAUGAUUGUUCAAAUGUACACAACGUGCUCGCCAUCUUAAAAAAUCAUAAAUUGAUGGGCGUGAAAGAAGCUGAUGUUGCAAGUUUCUCGAUUAAAAUGAAGGCCUUAGAUCUAUGUGAUCAACAUCAACGUUCUUUAGAAUUUUUCUGUGAAGAUGAAAAGAAACUUUGCUGCAGUACUUGUGCUAUUAUUAAUCAUCGAAAAUGUCACAGUGUUGUAGAAAUUGAGAAGAUUGCCGGAAAAAUAAACAAACGAAUUUCUACCUUAGGGGAGAAAUUAAAGGAAGCUAAAGAAGCUGCUGAGAGCGUUGCGAGAUAUAUUCGCUCUUCAAAACAUCAACUUGCUGGAGAUAUAAGAGAAAUACAUGUAGAGGUUAGACGAUUGCGAGACAAAGUUAUGAGAAUGUUUGACGAUUUAGAAGAGUCCGUCGUCAAUAGUGCUGAAACUAUUGAGAGAGAAACAUUAGAAAAUUUAACAAGGAAACAAACACAAAUCGAGAAACAUUUGGCUGAUGUUACAUCGUGCUUAGAGACGAUUGAAAGUAUUUUCAAAAAUGGAACUUCCGUGCAGAAAUAUAUAGCAGGACAGAAAAUGGAGAGUAACGUCAAUGCUCUCAGCAGAAACAUCAAGGAGGAAUGUCAGAAUUUAGAGACAAUGAACAUUUCUUUUCAUUUCGACGAAACAUUAAAGAUGCCACCAUUACCAAUCACUGAAUAUGUUCCAGGACAAUUACUAUUUAGGUCUGCUCGACAGGGAGAUGUUAAUUCUGUUGAAAUGACGAUGAAGUUAACACCAGUUUCUGCCACUGUUUUGAAGAAGACGGGAGAUGAUAUCAAAAUACCGUUAUAUACAGGUAUAGAUUUUCUAGCUGAUGGUAGACUGGUGGCUGUGGAUAACAGUAACAAGAAAUGUUUAGUGUACAAUGAAAAGCUUGAGAAUGUAGGAUCAUAUAAGCUGUCUUUCAUACCAUUAUCUGUUGUUGUAGUAUCUGAGGAGGAAGUAGCGAUAACACGUUGUGGUGAAAAAAAAAUAGAAUUUUUACAUGUUAGUAAAUGUAAUGAAAUAAGUUCAAGUAGGACAUGUAAAGUGAAAAAGAAAUAUGACUCUAUAUGUUUGAAAAAUGAUAGACAGUUUGUAGUUGGGACUUAUGAUGAACCAAGACCUGUUCGUAUUUUAUCAUUGACAGGAGAGGAGCAAGAUUUGAGAAUUAACUUUCCAAACAAGACAUAUCCUAUAGGCACUAGCGCUAGUACUUACAUAAGAAAUAGCGACUAUAGCGAAAUAUUGGUGAUUACAGAUAGAUACGAGCAUACUGUCUACAUAUAUGAUUUCAUCGUGAGAAACGUAAAGAAUGACCAGAUAAAGGGACCAUGUGGUGCAGCAGGUGGUCCUUCUGAUACUAUCCUGGUGUGUUGUCGUGAAACAGACACCAUAGUACAGAUAUCACAAACAGGUCAGAUACUAUCAUCGCACAAGAUAGAUAUGAAAAAUCCAUUUAGGGUAUGUGUCUCGCGUGAUAAAUCAUUUCUUGUUGUAACAAAUAUCUGUGUUGGAAAUAGGAAAAUGCAGAAAUUCAAAAUAUUAACAUAGUUAACAGCUCUGUUCUCUGUUUCAAAGAUCCACGCCCACUCACACACAAAGUUAUUAAAGAAUGAAACAAGAAUUUAUGAUGACAUAUGAUGGAUGGAUCAUUGAAUUAUACUUAUGGUCUAUUACCAAUGUAGCUGCUCAUACCGAAAAAGAUAUAAUAACAAUUAUAUAGAAUACAAGAAUAUUCUGGGAAAAUCAGUGCUCAUCAAAAUGAAGUCAAUGUAUGCUAUGACAGACAGAUUAAGGAGUAAACAAUUCAAUAUUAAUAAUUUCAAUAAAUAUUCAAUUGAUAUACUUCUUUUAUUUUAAGCAGACGAGCAAUAAACUUGAAAUUCAUCAAUUAUUCGACAGACUUAACUUUUCGUGUACAGACUCAAACCGAGUCUGCUAUUUUUGUGUAAUACUAUUGUGAUUAGUGUUACCUUACCAAAGGAUCACUUUUUCUCUAAAUUUUUUAUUUAGCACUGCUUAUAUGUAAAGUAGUUGCGUUCUGUACCAUCGUUAUCUUAUUUUUGUAAUCAUCACAUAAUGUUGACUGUAUAAUGGUACAUUUGAUUGUAAAUAUGAAUUUGCUGAAUUUUUUUUGUUAAAUAAUUUGUGAUAUAAUGUCAUUACGUUCUUUUUAUACCUUUAACCCUCAGAUUCUGCCUGACCUGAAAGUAAUUAUGCUUUCCCACCAGUAUACAGCCAGCAUGUACAUUUUUUCUAUUUUAAUAUUGAAAUCUAGUAUACUUCAAAUGGACUGUACCAACCUCGAAAAAGACUAAUCCAUUUCCCAAACUUAAGCAGUUUAAUGGUUUAUAAGUUAACGUUUACAUCAGUUUUCUGGCUUCAGUUGACUUUCUAUUAUAAUAUAAUAGAUAUGUAUAGAAUUAUUGAAAUGUUAGAAACUAUUUUACUG